Molecule: messenger RNA, 2287 nt
Organism: Pistacia vera
Lineage: Eukaryota; Viridiplantae; Streptophyta; Magnoliopsida; Sapindales; Anacardiaceae
Product: F-box/kelch-repeat protein At5g42350-like
Exons: 2
Coding region: 225-1970 (581 amino acids)
Cellular component (GO): SCF ubiquitin ligase complex
Molecular function (GO): protein binding
Source: RefSeq, a predicted model, not a curated record
AUUUCUUUCGAUUAUAAUAAUCCAAUGUAAUCAAAACCUAUUCCCUUACUCUCAACAUCUCGAAUCUCAUCUUAGAUUAUAUGUUUCUCACCUCCAACUUUUCUCUCAGAAACCCAUUUCCUUUUCCCAUUUGCAUGAAUUAUAGAGGGCAAGCUUUCUGGGAUAAUGGUUUUCAAGGGAGCAAUUGAAAUAUGGUUUAAUUUGCAAAUAAGGUGGAUGGAAUAAUGUUUUCCGAGAGACUGACAGGGGAGGAUUCUCUUCCUCGGGAUCUUGAAGGUUUAAGUGUGUCGAAACGGCUUGUUAGAAGUGUUAGUCAAAAGCUGAGAAAGAAGAAUAUCAGAAGUGAAGGGGACGAUGAGCAUAGUGUGAAGGGGGUUUCCUUGAAAUGUCUUACUUUAUAUGGUAGAGUUGGGGGUUGCAAAGUAGGUGCCGACACUGGGGAGGAAUAUGGCGACCCAAGUAGUAGAAGGAGGUCAAGUGCUAGUGAAGAAGGAAAGGGAUAUAAACCUUUUUGCGGUACAGAGGAAACUGGAGUGGAUUGCUUCUCAUAUGGGAUGAAGGAGAAGUUUUGGAAGAAAAGUAGCAAAAAAGAUCUGGAACUUGAAGAAUCUGUACGGAACAGCAGGAUGCACAUCUUUCUACCAGAUGAUAUUCUGGAGAUGUGCUUGGUGAGGCUCCCAUUGACCAGUCUCAUGAAUGCCCGCCUUGUGUGCAAGAAAUGGAGAUACUUGACCACUACUUCUCGCUUCCUGCAGAUGAGAAGGGAAGGCUCAUAUCAAAAUCCAUGGUUGUUUCUGUUUGGUGCUGUUAAAGAUGGCUAUUGCUCUGGGGAGAUACAUGCGCUGGAUGUGUCUCAAGACCAAUGGCAUAGGAUUGAUGCUGGUGUUCUUAAAGGAAGGUUUAUGUUCUCUGUUGCCAGUAUCCUGGAAGAUAUUUAUGUUGUUGGAGGUUGUUCAAGCUUGACCAACUUUGGGAGGGUGGAUAGGAGUACAGUCAAGACACACAAAGGUGUGUUGGUAUUUAAUCCUGUAACUAAAUCUUGGCGCAAAAUUGCGUCCAUGAAGUACGCAAGAUCAAUGCCUGUUUUAGGAAUAUCUGAGGUGAGUUUGGAGUUCUCGAUUAUUCAAAGUCAUCACAAUCGGCAAGAUAGGCGUUUCCCCAGGACACGAAUUGGUGGGGUGUCUGAUGUUUAUGAGGAUCCUCACAGGCUUUCACUGAGGCGUCAAUGCAGAAAUGCUUUUGAUGAAAAUGAGGGUUUGCUGUUGUUGUCCAAUAGGAAGUCAUACAGGUUUAGUAGACAAAAAAGUGAUCAGUCGCUCACUAAAAGUGGCAAAAGGUUUGUGUUGAUUGCUGUGGGAGGUCUUGGAUCUUGGGAUGAACCCUUAGAUUCAGGAGAAAUUUAUGAUUCUGCAACUAAUAAAUGGACAGAAAUCCAGAGAUUGCCUAUAGAUUUUGGGGUAGUGUGUUCUGGUGUUGUUUGUAAUGGUAUACUUUAUGUUUAUUCUGAGACUGACAAGCUCGCCGGGUAUGACAUAGAAAGAGGCUUCUGGAUUGGAAUCCAAACCUCUCCAUUCCCUCCCCGUGUUCAUGAGUACUACCCAAAACUUGUAUCUUGUGGUGGCCGGCUGUUCAUGCUUUCUGUCUCCUGGUGUGAAGGAGAUGGUCAAAUAGGCCGGAGAAACAAGGCAGUGAGAAAAUUAUGGGAGCUAGAUCUCAUGUAUCUUACCUGGACUGAGGCCUCUGUACAUCCUGAUGCCCCUAUGGACUGGAAUGCUGCAUUUGUUGCCGACAGAAACCUGAUAUUUGGAGUUGAAAUGUUCAAAAUAUUUGGUCAGGUGCUCAACUUCUUAACUGUAUGUAAUGCAUCUGACAAAGGGAUGAAGUGGCGUCAUGUAUCAAGGAAUCACAUGGCUCAUGAACUGGAUGCUUCUUCAUGCAUGACUAAAUCAUUGGCGGUGUUGCAUCUGUAAAGUUGGUAGCCUACACCCUGAUUCAUGCUGAAAAUUCUAAAUAUUCUACACCCAUGAGGAGCUUCCAGUCUUAAAGUGGAACCUACAAAUUUCAUAUUGAAUUCUUUGGGUAUGAGUCGUAGAUUAAUGUGUACCACAGCAACUACCCAUGGUUUCUGUGCCAUAUUCUGGCUUCACAGAAGAGGUAGGUAUGUUCGCAAAUGUGGUCAUUCAUUUUAAUUCGGUUGCCACUGUUUAUAAAUUGAUCCUGUAUUUCAAACUUGUUAUUUUGUAUUCACCUGAUUGAAAAAAUAUUUAUUUUUAUGUUGCAUGGAUAA